Molecule: messenger RNA, 1664 nt
Organism: Zootermopsis nevadensis
Lineage: Eukaryota; Metazoa; Arthropoda; Insecta; Blattodea; Termopsidae
Gene: fsd
Product: transmembrane protein fates-shifted
Biological process (GO): regulation of protein stability
Cellular component (GO): SCF ubiquitin ligase complex
Molecular function (GO): protein binding
Source: RefSeq, a predicted model, not a curated record
CACAGUUCAAUAUGGCUGACGAUGGUGGGGGUUGUUUGUUUCGUGAAUUUCACUUAUUUUGUAUUUUUAAGACUGUGCCAACAUGCCUGAAAAUAAUUGUGUAACUGGACAUAACUUUAGUGGGAGAAGAUGUCGGGGUCGAGUAAAAAUGCAGGAAGAAGGAUGAGUUCGCAGAAGAAUUUAAACAAAAGUCUUGGAGAUGUAACUUUGAACGAUUAUGCAAAUUCACCCAUCUCCAAUGGAAAAGGACGACUGAGAAAGGCUGCAUCUAACAGUGUAGUUCGUGAAGUAAAACAGCUAACCACAGAAACAGAUAAUAGGGCUUGGUAUGAGAAAUUAGAAGACUAUGAAGGAGAUUUUGAAUUUGUUGAAGAUGAUGAGGAUGGCGAGAAAGCAGUGAUUGUGAAGAGGCAUUCACGUCGCCGUAGGAAGACUGCAAGUGAGGGUGGUGAUGAUGAUGGAGUGGAAUAUCCUCUAGACAUUUGGUACCUUAUAUCUGAAUACAUUCGUCCUGAGGAUGUGUCAACAUUUGCUCGCAUAUGCAAGAGUGCUCUGCAUGUUGUUAGUACGGCAAAAUUUUGGUUUCGUCUGUAUAGAAGGCAUUACAAGACAACACCAAAUUUGCCAGAACGCCUGCAGCCUGAAUGUAUGGUGCGUUUAUAUGGGCUACGUGCAUGUGUGAUCCGAGCACUGCAUUACACAUACCCUCCAUUUGUGAAUAAACUGAAGGCUGUCACAACAUUUGAAGGAGAACCACACGACUUGAUCAAGCGGCAGUGUACCCUCAUGUGGCACCAGAAAUGCCUAUUCCAUUGGCAGUUUUUCUUCAAGUUUAAACAGAGCAGUCUAGUGUUGGGACGAGGAACGGGAAGAAGGGCUCAAAAGCCUGAUCUACUUGAGAUGUUGGAAGAUGUUUCAGCUAAUCAGGAUGAAGGCUGCAAAGUUUUACAGGUGACAUGCUUGAACUAUGUUGCAAUACCAAUGGUGAUGGGUCUGUCUCUCUGUUCUGUGUCACUCACUAUGUCGCAAGGAAUGCGACACUACAGGCUACAGAUGUCCUUUGGAUCAGGCCACAUGUGCUAUACGGUUGGUAAACCAAACAUUUCAUCUCUGGACUGCAGCACUGUCGUACUUGACCCUGUAGUUAAUAUACGCGUCCUUGAUUGGUGGCAUCCCAUGUAUCCCCAUGCUUCUGUCACCACCUUCAGUCCAAAGGACGGGGAUUAGAUAUGGAAGGAUUAGUUCAAAAACAAUUAUCCAUGUUUAAUCUCUCAUGGUAAUUCCUGUGAGACAGUGAAUUGAUCUGUAAUUAGUGAUAUUAAUACUAAACUUUGAUGCCACAGAAGAAAGAUAUGUCCUGUGCUGUGGUAGUUCACUGUUUUUUUUUUUGUGGUUAUGGUAUUUUGUCAAACAUAAAUUUAAAUAUGUGACAAUAUUAAUUCAUGAUUAAUUCAAAAUUUGCUUAUUUUUUCUCAUCAGAACUUCAAAAAACAAACAUGUCAAUGCUUUCAGAGUGAUUAUGUAUGCCUGUAUUGUUUUUGUGUAUGAUGAAGAAGCUGAUAAACCUCUUUAAGAGAUCUAGUGUUCAUCUUGUGCCUGAAACCACUGUAGUUACACUGAAUCAGAAUUUGAUUAUAAAUAUAAUUUUUUCACUUAUUAUUUAA